Molecule: messenger RNA, 2301 nt
Organism: Jaminaea rosea
Lineage: Eukaryota; Fungi; Basidiomycota; Exobasidiomycetes; Microstromatales
Exons: 3
Coding region: 1-2301 (766 amino acids)
Biological process (GO): carbohydrate metabolic process
Cellular component (GO): beta-galactosidase complex
Molecular function (GO): beta-galactosidase activity
Source: RefSeq, a predicted model, not a curated record
AUGGGAGGCUUCGCUCGCCAGACGGUCGUCCUCUCGCUAGCCGCGCUGCAGCUCGUUAGCGGCUUCGUUGUCCCAGAUACGUCUCCCUUUGAGAUCCUCGCUGCCAACGCUAAUGUCAAUGCUUCGGCUUCAAAGGCCUCGUCUGCACAUUGGUCGAGCAGCCUUCAAAUGGCCGUCGACUACUAUCCCUCGCAAUGGGACGCCAAGACGUACUGGGAGGAUGAUGCCGCGAAGAUGCGCCAGGCCAACAUCACUCACGUUCGCAUUGGCGAGUUCGAUUGGGCUCUCUUCGAGCCAGAAGAUGGGCGCUACGACUGGUCAAUCCUGGACCGCUCCUUCGACCUCCUCCAUCGCCAUGGUCUCAAGGUCAUUCUCGGCACGCCUUCAGAGACGCCCCCGCUUUGGGCCGUCAAGAAGUACGACAUUCUCGGUUGGGACGCCAACAGACGUCCGAGGCUCUUUGGCUCUCGUCAUCACUUUUCCUUCUCUUCUCAGGACUACCGUAAGCUCAAUAGGCGCAUCACCCAGGCUCUAGCUCGCCGCUACGGACGGCAUCCUGCCCUCAGUGCAUGGCAAUUGUCCAAUGAGUACGGCUGCCACUCGACGACUCGCGACUAUUCGCCCUCGGCUAAGAAGGCGUUCCAGAAGUGGCUCAAGGAGAAGUACGGCAACAUCGAGGCGCUCAAUAAGAGGCAGGGAAGGGUAUUCUGGAGUAGCCAAUUUGACUCCUUCGAGUCGAUUGACGUGCCGACGCAAGAAGUCACCGAGUCCAACCCCGCGCUGCGGCUUGACUUUUUCACAUUCUCCUCCGACCAGGUCAUCUCCUUCGCCAAAGAGACUGUAGACGCGAUUCGACAAUACUCUAAUCAGCCCAUCACCACCAAUUUUAUGGGUGGAUUCGUUGACUUUGACCUCUUCAAGUUCCAACAGGUGAAUCAGCUUGACUUCUCGUGCUUAGACAGCUAUCCACUCGGUAAUGAGCAGUCUCAGCCGUGGGAGAGCGAUGAUAACAAGGCCAAGUACCUUCGCACGGGCUCUCCCGACUUCCAGGCCCUACACUUUGAGCUCAUGAGGGAGAUGGGCAACGGCGGCAAGUGGGGGGUCAUGGAGCAGCAGCCUGGCCCCGUCAAUUGGGCAGCGGUGAAUCCGUCCCCUCUCGCCGGCAUGGUCCGCCUGUGGAUCCAUGAGAUGUUCGCCCAUGGCGCCUCGCUCGCCAACAUCUUCCGAUGGCGUGAGGUGCCCUUUGCAGAGGAACAGAUGCACGCUGGCAUGCUGCGCUACGACAACGAAGAGGAUUUGGCCUUCAAGGAGCAGCAAGAGGUGAUUGCUGAGCUGAAUCAGAUGCAAGAAGCUGGCCUGCUCGACGCUGGCGAGGGCAAUAGCAGCGCUCCAACAUGGGCCAAGGACAGUGGGAGGGGCCACUCUGAUAUCGCUCUCCUCUACGACUUUACCGCCCCCUGGGUCAUUGAGGCCAACCCGCAAGGCGGCACUUGGGACACCAACACGUUCACCGACUUCACCUUUGUCUUCUUCCAGCUCCUGUCAAACUGGCACUCCGCUAUUCGACGUCUCGGCCUCGAUAUCGACGUCGUUGGCCCUUGGAGUGACCUGUCCAAGUACAAGCUCAUUGUUGCGCCUACCUUACCCCUCAUUGGCUCUGAGCUGGAACAGCGCCUCAAGAAGUACAAUGGUUCUCUCAUCGUUGGACCGCGGACCGCUUCGAAGGAGGGCACUCUCAGCAUCGCCGCGGGCUUGCCACCUUCAGCCGGGGCGCUGCGUGAGCGCAUCCCCAUGAAGAUAGUCCGAGUCGAAUCUUUGCCUACGAGCACAACUGAUCAGGUGACGAAUCAAGUUGACGGCUCGUCGCACAACGUCACGGCCUGGUCAGAAUGGCUUGAAUGCUCGCGAGAUGGUGAAAAAGCCAACGGUGGCGUUGACUUUGUCUUCAAGGGAUAUCGCGACGGCUCACCGGCAUCAUGCAAGCAUACCACCGAUGACGGCCGUCAGACGACAUACAUUGGGUGGUUUGCACAGCAGGAUGCCAUGCUCCCCCUUUUUGCCAAGGCGGCUGCAGACGUGGGCAUCAAGACGCUCGUUGGUACGACUCCAUCCGCUACGGAUCUCGACCUCGGCGACUCUGUGCGCAUGAUUCGUCAUGGGCGAGCGCUUUAUGCAGUCAACUAUUCGCCGAACGAGCACGACGUCAAGAAUCUUCCCGCCGAAGCUAGCCUGAUCUUUGGCGGUGUCGAUGGCGACGCAGCGAAGAUUGCACCUGCUGGAGUGAAUCUAUACAAGCUCUGA